UUUUGUCUUUCAAAUGGGGCUUUCUUGGGUUUCCUGAUUCUUCUUUUUCUUUUUUGUUUGACUUCCUUUUUCAUUUCGAUUUCCUUUUUGUUUUCUUUCUUUAUUUUUUCUUUUUGUUCUUUCUUUUUGCUUUUUUGGUUUCUUCUUUCUGUAGGUAGACCCUUUCCGAUUUCAUGUUGCGUUGGUUGCACCUACCAUGGCUACUGAUCCUUUUGCUUUUGGCUUUUUGCCGAUUUUGGCUUCUGCUGAUGGCAUGGAUGGGAAGUUUGAUGUGAAAGGUGCUUCACGCCAUGUGGAGAGGGAUCUUGUGAUUCCUUCUAUUCUUAAAGGUUCCUUUGGUUUCUUCUUCGAACGGUGGAAGGGUUGUUCUCCCUUUAGGCUCGGCAAAGGUUUUUCCUCCUCAGUAUCCCAUGCAUGCACAGCAUUUCAAUGCCUUCUUUUUGAUAUGUGUGUCUACAAGGCUCAAUUUGCAUGCGGGUUGCGUUUUCUUUUGCAUCCUUUUAUCCUUAAAAUCUGUGAUGGAUUUUCCAUUAGUCUACCCCAAUUGGCUCCUCAUGCUAUUGUUGAUUUGUUUAGGAUGCGGGAGAGAAGUAAGGAUUUGUUGAACCUCUGUGAAUUCUGCUUUGGAGAGCUUGGGUUACUUCAAUCUUGCCGUCAAGCUCAUCAAGAUGUUGCUGUGGAGGCUUAUGUUGAUCCAAAGUUGGAGAAAGUUUAUGAUUAAGGUCCAUCGUAUGUUCAGCUAGCUUUUACUGGGUAUUUAUGUACGCCCAAACUUGCUCGCAGCUUUCUCACAGCUUUUGCUUACGUAACUUUUGUUUGGGUAUUUAUAUACACCCAAACUUGGUCAGAGUUUUUGCUUGUGUAACUUUUGCUUGGGUAUUUAAUGUACACCCAAACUUGCUCACAGCUUUUUGCUUGUGUAACUUUUGCUUGGGUAUUUAAUGUACACCCAAACUUGCUCACAGCUUUUUGCUUGUGUAAUUUUUGCUUGGGUAUUUAAUGUACACACAAACUUGCUCACAGCUUUUACUUGU
Rubroshorea leprosula is the source of this 1034-nucleotide messenger RNA. The record is from the annotation of a GenBank genome assembly. Lineage: Eukaryota; Viridiplantae; Streptophyta; Magnoliopsida; Malvales; Dipterocarpaceae.